AAGUAGCAACGUACCAUUUUGAUGGGGACCUUGAAGCAGUAAGACUUGCUUUUCAGUCCGCUGCCAGUCUCUUUGCCACCAUAGCAGCUGGAGUGUGCUAUUUUUGGCCUCGAGUAAGCGUUAGCAGAGCGCUCAUCUUGAUCUUCUUACCGGGUCACGGGCGUUUUUCAUCAUUGCAUUCCCUAGCUCGGUGCUCUGUAUAAUAAGCACUCGAUACGUAUUUGAUUUCAGUUCUUCAGUGUGUUAAUAUUUAUCUGAAAUAUUUUUAUAUUGUCGCGGACAGAAGUAGAACUUUUGCUUACUUGGCUCUUACCUCCCUCCCCUCCCCACUUCUUUUCCUCUAAUAAUAGGACCAGUGUUUUUUGCUUUAGGAUUCUAAAAAGAGUUCAGGUGUUUUGGUGUUAGUUAAUUGAAAAAUUCGGACUCUUUAGAAUUUUUUUUCUUCUGUUGAAGUAGAAAACAUUCUGAACAAUAGCAUUUUUACAUUAUCGGCACCUAGUGCCAAGUAUAUAUUGGUGAAAUUAAUAAACUAUUUUUUAAGUAAGUUUAUAAACUCAAGAGCAGGGAUCUUUUCUCUUUUAUACUUUCUUGUAUGUGUGGCAUCUGGUAUGGUCUUAGGCAGAUAGUAGGUACAAAUGAAAUAUUUGGGUGUUGACUGAUUUGACCACGGGUAUCUGUGGUGUUGCGGGAAGAACAUGGGGUUACGGAGUUAGACAUGGGAUGCUCACUUAGCCACUGCUGUUGAGUAAGUUACUUGGUCAGUUCUGCCGUACAUCCCACUCCUGUAAAGUAAUGGUAAUAAUGCCUCACUAAUUUGCUGGAAGCGUUACAUAAUGUAUGCACAGUACUCUGUGAUCACUAAAGAUCCUGUGCAGAGCUUAAGUCAGUCUUGUUUUUAUCAGUGCUUUAUUGACUCUGCUCUGCUGCAAAUCAGUACUCAGUCUUAACUUGUUUUGGCCAGUGCUGGGUACUCUGUUGACAUUUAGUAUAUGACUGCAUGCAUGAAUGGUACAUACUUCAUGAGCAAAGUGAGAUCUGGAGAAGUUGUCUCUUGCAUAAUCUUACUCUAUGAGAUAGUAGUAAAAGUCUGCUUAGAUCUAGUUCUUUUAACUUCUAGCUCAAGCAGUCUUUCAUACUAUAUUUUGGUUUGUAAAUACAUACAAAUGUACACAUAAACAGAGACACACAUACCCUAGUUUCAUAAAUCAUGGGAACAAUUUUAUAGUGCCUCCAGACCAACAUUCCUGUUACUAGCUUUCAGGACAAGAAAACUGAUCCCUCUCACUUACAUGGUUCUUUCCAGAUAGCUAAUGUGCGUUACCCAAGGCCAUGUAGGCACUUAAGCGUAAGACUUGGAAUGUACCCAGAUAUUCUGGAUCCCGAUCCAUUGCUCUUUCCAAGAUACCAACACCUGAAACUAUAAUAGAGCAGGCUUGGAGCAUUUUUGGAAUUCCUGGACUUCCCUUUGAGGUUUUUUUCCCUCACUAAUGUAGUUCCUCAUAUGAUGCCUUGUGUAGAUAACACAUACGGAUUGUUUUUGCCAGCCACUAGGAGCAGACCAUCUUUCAAGACCCCUGUGACAGGUGCUGUGGGUGGAUUGGGCCAGGCAGUGGGAGAGUGGGGUGUGCAAUGCAGAGAGUAGUGGGAGAUGAGAUUAGAAAGGGGUAAUGGGGGUAUGGAUUAUACGUUUGCUUGAAGGGUGAAUUUGGUAAGUUUUGUGUAUGUGUGUGUACAAGCACACACUUGCCCCCAAAUGAUUUGAAAUGGAACUUUGGAAUGAUUCAUUAAUAUAUUCAUUUUGAUGUGGUGACUUUGGGGAGGGGAGAGGAGAUUUAACUUUUUAUUUCUUAAUCAGUAAUUGAAUUCACGUGCCUUUUUUUUUUUUUUAUUAUUAGUGCCAGUUUGAAGGUUUUAUUUUAAAUAACUCAUUGAUAUUCAGAAGCCUGAAUUUCUAGGUCCGUUUACAAUAUGAAUAAUCUCGGUACUUUGUGUUUUUACUGUUUCGAACAGGAGUGUGUUGCUGCUGUUCUGCUUUGCGUCCUCGCUACAAACGCCUGGUGGACAACAUAUUCCCUGAGGAUCCAAAAGUAAUUUGAUCUACAUCUACUGAUCCUUCUCUUUGCUGACCCAUCCUUCCCCCCUGCUGACCUCCCUAAGGAUGGCCUCGUUAAAGCAGACAUGGAGAAAUUGACAUUUUAUGCAGUAUCUGCUCCAGAGAAGUUGGAUCGAAUUGGUUCUUACUUAGCAGAAAGGUUGAGCAGGGAUGUUGUCAGACAUCGUUCUGGGUAUGUUUUAAUUGCUAUGGAAGCCUUGGACCAACUUCUGAUGGCUUGCCAUUCUCAAAGCAUCAAGCCAUUUGUAGAAAGCUUUCUGCAUAUGGUAGCAAAGCUGCUAGAAUCCGGGGAACCAAAGCUUCAAGUGCUUGGAACAAAUUCUUUUGUCAAAUUUGCAAAUAUUGAAGAAGACACACCGUCCUAUCACCGACGUUACGACUUUUUUGUAUCUCGCUUCAGUGCCAUGUGUCAUUCCUGUCAUAGUGAUCCAGAAAUACGAACAGAAAUCCGAAUUGCUGGAAUCAGGGGUAUUCAGGGAGUGGUUCGCAAAACAGUUAAUGAUGAACUUCGGGCUACCAUUUGGGAACCCCAGCACAUGGACAAAAUUGUUCCGUCCCUGUUAUUUAACAUGCAGAAGAUAGAAGAGGUUGACAGUCGCAUAGGCCCUCCUCCUUCUCCUUCUGCUGCUGACAAAGAAGAGAACCCUGCCGUGCUGGCUGAAAACUGCUUCAGGGAGCUGCUGGGUCGAGCGACUUUUGGGAAUAUGAAUAACGCUGUUAGACCAGUUUUUGCGCAUUUAGACCAUCACAAACUAUGGGAUCCCAAUGAAUUUGCAGUUCACUGCUUUAAAAUUAUAAUGUAUUCCAUUCAGGCUCAGUAUUCUCACCACGUAAUUCAGGAAAUUCUAGGACACCUUGAUGCUCGUAAAAAAGAUUCUCCACGGGUCCGAGCAGGUAUCAUUCAGGUUCUAUUAGAGGCUGUUGCCAUUGCUGCCAAAGGUUCCAUAGGACCCACGGUGCUGGAAGUCUUUAACACCCUACUGAAGCACCUGCGUCUCAGUGUUGAAUUUGAAGCAAAUGAUUUACAGGGGGGAUCUGUAGGCAGUGCCAACUUAAACACCAGUACCAAAGACAAUGAUGAGAAGAUUGUGCAGAAUGCUAUCAUCCAAACAAUAGGAUUUUUUGGAAGUAACCUACCAGAUUAUCAGAGGUCAGAAAUCAUGAUGUUCAUUAUGGGAAAAGUACCCGUUUUUGGAACAUCCACUCACACUUUGGAUAUCAGUCAACUAGGGGAUUUGGGAACCAGGCGGAUUCAGAUAAUGUUGCUGAGAUCUUUACUUAUGGUGACCUCUGGAUAUAAAGCAAAGACCAUUGUUACUGCACUGCCUGGGUCUUUUCUGGAUCCUUUGUUAUCACCAUCCCUCAUGGAAGACUAUGAACUGAGACAGUUAGUCUUGGAAGUAAUGCAUAACCUCAUGGAUCGCCAUGACAACAGGGCAAAACUUCGAGGGAUCAGAAUAAUACCAGAUGUAGCUGACCUAAAGAUAAAAAGAGAAAAAAUUUGUAGACAAGACACAAGUUUCAUGAAAAAGAACGGGCAACAACUAUAUCGGCACAUAUAUCUGGGCUGUAAAGAGGAAGACAAUGUUCAGAAAAACUAUGAGCUACUUUAUACUUGUCUUGCUCUCAUCACUAUUGAAUUGGCCAAUGAGGAAGUGGUUAUUGAUCUCAUUCGAUUAGCCAUUGCUUUACAGGACAGUGCAAUUAUCAAUGAGGAUAAUUUGUCCAUGUUCCAUCGCUGUGGAAUCAUGGCUCUGGUUGCGGCCUAUCUCAACUUUGUAAGUCAGAUGAUAGCCGUCCCAGCGUUUUGCCAGCACGUCAGCAAGGUGAUUGAAAUUCGAACUAUGGAAGCUCCUUAUUUUCUACCAGAGCAUAUUUUCAGAGAGAAGUGCAUGCUUCCGAAAUCUUUAGAGAAGCAUGACAAAAGUUUAUGCUUUUUGACCAACAAGAUCGCAGAGUCACUAGGCGGAAGCGGUUACAGUGUCGAGAGGUUGUCGGUACCGUAUGUGCCGCAAGUAACAGAUGAAGAUCGACUUUCUAGAAGAAAAAGUAUUGUGGACACCGUAUCCAUUCAGGUGGAUAUUUUGCCCAACAGCAUCCCUUCUGAUGAUGUGGUUAGUAACACUGAAGAAAUCACCUUUGAAGCGCUGAAGAAAGCAAUUGAUACCAGUGGAAUGGAAGAACAGGAAAAGGAAAAGAGGCGUCUUGUGAUAGAGAAAUUCCAGAAAGCACCUUUUGAAGAAAUAGCAGCACAGUGUGAAUCCAAAGCAAAUUUGCUUCACGACAGACUUGCUCAAAUACUGGAACUCACCAUACGCCCUCCUCCUAGUCCAUCGGGAACACUGACCAUUACUUCUGGGCAUGCCCAGUACCAGUCUGUCCCAGUCUAUGAGAUGAAGUUUCCAGAUCUGUGUGUGUACUGAGUGGCUCAUGAAGACCUCAGCAUAGGAUCUAAAGCCUAUAAAUGAAGGCCCCGCUGAGUUUUCAGGGUUUACUUAAUGUGUGUUAACAUGCUUCCUGGGAAUAACGGUGAGACUUCUCUUCAGCCAAAUCUUGGCACAUACCACAUUAGAAACGGUGGAGCUGUAUAUGGUUGAGAGUCCUUUUGAGGGUCGGCUUCUGUCACGAUAGUUUCUUUUGAGCUUCCUGUUGGCUUCCAGAGUUGGACAUGUAUUGGCCUCCCAUCAUUCCAUAGUUCAACAGUGUAUUUUAAACUUUUCACAAACAGGUAAUUUUAAAAGAUUGUGCUUUCAGAGGGUUGAAGAUGCAUCAGGUGUCUACUGUAUUUCUUAAACAUCUACACAACUGCUUAGAAAUAGAAUUGCUUUUGUGUCUGGUUAUCUGCAAAAGCAAAUACAUACAAAUAUAUUGCUGAUCUUGGGGCUGCAAAACUGUUCUGUGGCUUGUUGUCCCCAUGUUUUAGAUGUUGUGACCUGUAGUAACAUGUGCUAGGCAUACCUCAACGUGUUUAUGGUAAGAAGACAUCUCUUGAAUAAUAUUCCUAGAAUAUGACCAACCCUAAAGUCGCCAUACUUAAAAAGCGUCUAGUUUUCGUAAUACUGUGUUGUGUGCCGAGAGUUGACCAUUCUACUUGAGAGAAGCUUAGAGCUUACUCUUGGCAUACCAAACCGUGCAAUAUUUUUUUACAUCAUAAGAUGUAUUAGUUUACAGAAUAUACUUUGAAACUAUAGUAGUAUUUUGCUGUGGCUCCAUUAAUUAAAUGAGAUCUGUAUUUAGUGUAAGAAAAAAAAGACAUUUAAAACAGCUACUAGUUCACCUGUGAAGAGUGUGUACAUUUUGAUUUCUUCCAAAGCGCAUUAUUUACAUUUUUAUAUUGUGCAUUGUUUUAAAUCUGCGUAGUCAAAAGAUUCUCCAAAUGGGCUUUUAAUUUGUAAGAUUUGAACUGUAACUUGUAUGCAUCUGUUUAGGAUUUGUUAUAUUACACUUCAAAAGAGUGCCUAUGGCUUUAGUGAUCAAGCGUGCUAAGGAUUGUCAGCGGAAGCUUCUGUUGAUUGAGGCCACCGAGACUACACGUGUAACAUGUGCUCCCAGCCCCACAGUGUUUCCUUAAAAUUAUGUGCAUUUUAGUGAAUUCCAUCACACAGAGAAAAUGAGCAACUUUCUUUGCAACUCAUAUAAAAUUCUCUUAGGUCAUUUUUAUAGAAUAACCUGUUUAUAAUGAUAUUGCCUUUUCAGAUUCAGUUUCUUUUUACAAAGAACAAUAUACAUAUCAGACAUUGUAGGUCAAAAAACAAUUCAGUUCUUACCUUUUUUGUUUGAAAAACUACAGUUGAGAAUGGCAUGUUAGAGGUUGUGUAUAUGGUUGUUGGGCACCUUUGCAAGGAACAGAAAAAUGUACGGAAGUGGCAGAAGAACAAGCAUGCCUCCAGUUUUUAACAAACUGACGUACGGGGUCUCGAAGCCUCUUGCAAAAGGUCCUAGCUGUCUAGACCCAUAAAAUGAUACUCGGGCCUCCCCGGGCGGUGUCGUGAAUGUUUAUCUGCAGGAUAGCAGUGCAGUCGGCACGGGGGUUGGAUGACCUUACUUCAGCUGUCACUGGGACUUUGCCUCUUGAUCAGGUAAAAUGUGUCACCACAUAAUAGGCCAAGUUGUAUGUUUUCUAUUCCCCUUUUUUUCUUCUCUAUUUUUAAAGAAGGGUGUUAAUCUUUGUGCAUUUAAAAACAUCUGAGCAGGGGGACACACAGAAACAACCAUCAUCCACUUGGAUGUCAUUUUAUAGAUGAACACUGUGUGCUUUUGUAUGAAAAUAUAUAUAAUUUAGUGGUAUAAGUAAAGGAGUUAUAUAUUCAUUUGCACUCAGUGCAAAACAAACUUUGCUCUACAAAAUUUCAUGUUUCUCUGUGAUUUAAAAAUGCAUGUAUUGCAUGUAAAGGAAAACCAUUUGAAUUAAUGUUUCUCACCCCUUUCUCUUGGUCUGUUUGUAAACUGUUGAUGUGGGUUUUGCGGGGGUUUUUUUUCCUGUUGUUUUUAAAUCACGGUAGACUUCUAUAUAUCCUAGAUAAAUAAUGGUUCCCAAGAAGUGGAUCUUUGCUUUAUUUGUCCCUUCUAGGAGACCGUAGGAGAUCCUGCGGGUAGGGGGUCACGUCCAAGCCAGUUUGGAGACUGAAAGUUUACGAUUUGUUGAAGUUCACUUGUAUGGCUAUAUUUUUGUAGAUAUUUAAAACUCUUAAUAAACUGUUAAUCAUUCUGUUUUUGCUGUA
Panthera uncia (snow leopard) is the source of this 6834-nucleotide messenger RNA. RefSeq names its product EFR3 homolog A (gene EFR3A). The coding region runs from base 2179 to 4536 and encodes 785 amino acids. NCBI's taxonomy places the organism in Eukaryota, Metazoa, Chordata, Mammalia, Carnivora, Felidae. Gene Ontology annotation, cellular component: plasma membrane. The transcript has 22 exons. The record is from RefSeq and is a predicted model, not a curated record. Gene Ontology annotation, biological process: protein localization to plasma membrane.